UUUUAGGGGCGGCUGAUCUGCAUGUGUGAAAUAAAUCCAAUCUGACAAGGCCUUUACAUCUUGAAACUGGAUUGUUAAUAUACAGAGAGAGACAGUGCUAAGCUUUAAUAGGGAGAAAGAGAGAGAGAGGGCGAGAGGGAGGGUGUGAGCAAGAGAGAGAGAGAGAGAGAGGGAGGGAGAGAGAGAGCAUCAAGUCACCACGAUAGGCUCCACCAUCCUCAUACUGUAAGGUACAAGUGCCACAAGGAGACUAUAUUCCUCUAAAAUAAUGGAUGGGACAAAGCCAGCCAUGGAGUCCAACGCAGAGGAGACUCAGGACGAGGGACAAGAGAGCAAAGGAUGCUUCGAAUGCUGCAUCAAGUGUCUGGGCGGGGUGCCCUACGCCUCCCUGGUGGCCACCAUCCUCUGCUUCUCAGGCGUGGCUCUGUUCUGUGGCUGCGGCCAUGUGGCGCUGACCGGCACCCUGACCAUGCUGGAGAACCAUUUCUCCAGGGUCACCACCGACCAUGCCACCCUCACCAUGGUGAUCCAAAUCUUCCAGUACAUCAUCUACGGCAUUGCCUCCUUCUUUUUUGUCUACGCCAUCAUCCUGCUCGCUGAGGGAUUCUACACCACCAGCGCCAUCAAGAAGGAGCUGCAGAGCGACUUCAAGACCACCGUCUGCGGACGCUGCAUCACCGCCUUCUUCAUGUUCCUGACCUACAUCCUCGCCCUGGCCUUCCUCGCCAUUUUUGGCUUCACGGCGAUCCCCGUUUUCCUCUUUUUCAACAUGUGGAAUACCUGCGCUGCCAUGAGGUCUCCUGACGCUAACAUCACCUCGCCUGACUCCAUCUGUGUGGACGUCAGGCAGUAUGGUGUUAUUCCCUGGAACGCCACACCGGGAAAAGCUUGUGGAGCCACACUGGGAGACAUCUGCAACACAAGCGAGUUCUAUCUGUCCUACCACCUCUACAUUGUCGCUUUGGCCGGCGCCGGAGCCACCGUCAUCGCAUUGAUUCACUACCUGAUGAUUUUGGCGGCUAACUGGGCCUAUCUGAAGAGCGCCGUCUCCACACAUGAGUACCAGGACAUCAAGACCAAGGACGACCAGGAUCUGGAGGCUGAGGCGCGCUCCAAGGAGGGCCAGAACUCGUCCUCCUACUCAUAAGGACAAGAGAUCCUCCUCCGCUGCCACCCAUCUAUCCUCUCCACACCUCAACCCCCAUCCCACAACACCCAGUGCCCACCCCUCCCUCCGGUAAAACAAACCACCUCGGUCAUGUUUGAUAGUCCCCCAGCCUCCUGAUUCUCCAUCCUCUCCCCCUCCGCAGUGUUUAUUAAGAGUUGUGGGAGUGUACCCACACCAGAGGGGAAGAGAAUAGAGGAUCAGGAGAAGCGGCUGGCCCAGACGGAGGCAGAUGUUUCAGGAGAGCUCGCCCGCCGGGGUCGAGCUCAGGUACAGUACAUCAGUUCAGAAGCAUCUCCUCCCACGUGCUUUUGGGCGGCGGCUCGUGAACGUGGCCCGGCUGUGAUGGCCUCGCGCCCUGAGCCAGCACAGCCUCUCGACACACAGCUCCUAACAGCCUAAAAAAAACAUUGUUCACUGUCAGCUUCAGCCACAGGGAAGCCAGGCAGCGACCAACUUCCUCCGUUUUUUGGUGUUUUAUAUGCAUAUAUAUAUGAAUAUGAAUAUAUUGUGCGAAUGUGUAUGAAUGUUGUUGUUUUUUUAAUACUCUCUGAAAAGUAUGCCAGAUACUAUUAUGAUCUUUUCUCUUCUUUAUGUUUUUGCGCUCAUAGGUUUUUUCUCCUUUACUUUUCUUCUCCAUCUUUAACUUUUUAUUGCUAAUGCUCAAUACUUUGUUGCACUAUUUAAGAAAUAAAAAAUAAGGAGAGUGAAAAUCCCAUAACAACACAAAGCACCCCACCCCCCCUCUGUCAUAGAAAUACCUAAAAUUCAUGUGGUAUCUCAAGGAUUAUUGUGCAUUUACAUGAUUAAAGUUGAUUUAUCCACCAAGGUAUUAAGAGUUUAUUUAAAACCAGAGGUGUAGCAAACUUUUUUUAAAGGAAUAGUUUUGGAAAAUGUUCUUAUUUUCUUACCAACAGUUAGAUGAGAAGAUUGAUACCUCUUCUCUCAUGUGUAUGAUGAAUAUGAAACUAUAAACAGGAACUUGAUUUGCUUAGUAUAAAGAAAAAGGAAAACAUUUAGUCUGGCUCAGUCUUAAGGCAACAAAGUCUACACACCAGCACCUCUAAAGCUUACAAACGUUACGUCUUGUUUGUUUAUUUUGCACAAAACUCAAAAAAUUCUGCUAACUUCACAGAAAACCACAACUUGUAGUUUUCACACUUUGGUCUUUGUGCAAAAUAAACAAGAUAAAUUCCAUUAGUUAAGCUUGGUAGGCUGAUUUUGUUUCUUUUAGACAGAGCCAGGCCAGCUCUUUCCCCAUUUCCAGCAUUUUAAGAUAAGCUAAACUAACCAGCUAGUGACAUUAGCUUGAUAUUUAAGUGUUCGAACAUACUUAGAGACUACUAUCAAUCUUCUCAUCUAAGUCUUGGCAAGAAAGCAAAUAUAGUUCCCAAAAUGUCAGACUAUUCCUUUUAAGACCUUUAUGGUUUUUGCUACACUCAACACCAGCGGCAGCAGAAAUCAAAGAUAAAUCUGUCCAGGUCUUUUAACAUGAAGAAGACACACACCUCAGGUAUCAAACCAAAUCUGAUUUUAACCAGUUGUGUUCUUUUCCAGAGCUUCACCUCUAAAUACUCAACCCCUUACCGGAUUGGUACGCUGUCCUGUGUGAAGUAUACAGUAAAAACCUGUUCUAUCAUUCUCUAAAAUUCCUCCUUUCGCGAAUGAAGUUCACCUGUAAAUAGCCAAAUCACCCCAAAAGAUCUCGAUUUACACCUCUCCCGAAACGGGGAGAACACAAUCAGUGUUUUGCCAUGCUCUUCUAUUAUUUUUUUUCCACAAAUAUAUGUAAAUGUACCCUUUGAGAUAUGUGUUUAGCACUCAAAUACUAGUUCUGCAUUUGAUAUAAUAAUUGUAAUGUAACAUCUUAAAUGAUAUGUCGUGAGAGGGAUACAGUGCAGUCAUGAUAUGAUAUGAUGGAUUGAGGUGCUUGUGACGUAUACAUUUUAAAAUGUGAAAAAAAAGGAAAUUGAUUUUUAAUGUUUGAUCAGUUUUAGGCAGCUGGGUUCUUCUUGUGAUUCAGUAAUAAUGAUUUAAUGGAACUUGUUUGUGCUUAUUUUUUGACGGCCAGCCAAAUGAGUGACUCAUCAACACGUGAGUUGAAGAAAAAGUCACUUUUUUUCUUUUUGCUUUUCCUUUUAUUUCCAACGUCAUGCCUCUCAUAACGAGCCACAGAGACUGUUUUGGAUGUUUACACUCUGAAUAAAACAAGUCAGGAAUUUUCAUACAUUAAUUUUAUAAUCAAAUAUUGUUUAAUAAUCAUAAACUAUAUUCUAUAUUGAUCAUCACUGGUUAGUUUUCCCUCAAAAAACACUGAAGAAAUUUUUGAACUUUGAUGAGAUGAAGCAUGUCAGUAUUGUCCAUGUGUGCAGCUGUCUAUUCUGUAUAAAAAAGGACUAUAUUGCCAUGUGUGUUAUGUUUGAUAAAUAUACGUGCUUUGCCGCCAGGUCGAUGUAAAGGCAAACUUCAAUUUCCUAUAAGACGAUGCGUGUCAGGGUGUUGUUGUUUCCUCGUUAUUUGCAUGAAGGAGACAUGACUGUGUCUUUGCAGUUUUUCAGGUGAUGUGUAGUCAAUUGUACUGACAACUAUGGUAGGCGGUGUUUGCCCCCCACCCUCCUCCUCCUCUUCCUAGUCCUCCUCCAAACCCCCGUCCCUUUUCCACCUACUCUUUUCUAAAGAAAACUCCAUUGUACUUUGAUGGCAUUGUAGUCCCUGUAGGUGUUUCAUUAUGGUUUUAUUUUUUAAGUUGGAAAUAGUUCUAUGACUCCUAUAUAGUGAUGAUUUUUGUAACCUUCUCUAGUAAAACCGAUAUUUUUUAUUAUCGUGA
Messenger RNA from Lates calcarifer (barramundi perch), 3992 nucleotides. RefSeq names its product neuronal membrane glycoprotein M6-b. Gene Ontology annotation, cellular component: plasma membrane; myelin sheath. Bases 269 to 1147 code for a protein of 292 amino acids. Gene Ontology annotation, molecular function: structural constituent of myelin sheath. Gene Ontology annotation, biological process: axon development; central nervous system myelination. NCBI's taxonomy places the organism in Eukaryota, Metazoa, Chordata, Actinopteri, Centropomidae. The transcript has 7 exons. The record is from RefSeq and is a predicted model, not a curated record.